This is a messenger RNA of Lachancea thermotolerans CBS 6340, 543 nucleotides long. It is a transcript of the gene RER1, whose product is annotated as protein retrieval receptor. Gene Ontology annotation, biological process: retrograde vesicle-mediated transport, Golgi to endoplasmic reticulum; protein retention in ER lumen. Gene Ontology annotation, cellular component: Golgi membrane. Lineage: Eukaryota; Fungi; Ascomycota; Saccharomycetes; Saccharomycetales; Saccharomycetaceae. The record is from RefSeq and is a predicted model, not a curated record. The coding region runs from base 1 to 543 and encodes 180 amino acids. The transcript has a single exon.
AUGGAUGGAGCAGACAAAUCAGCACAAGCCGCUGCUUUCAUGAACAAGUACAAAACUCAGUACCAGGUUUACCUCGAUAAGGUCACACCUCAUUUGAAGUAUAGAUGGGGCGCUCUUGGAGGCAUGUUAGUGCUCUUCUUCCUUCGCGUCAUAUAUGGAGAAGGAUGGUACGUUGUAUGCUAUGGGCUAUCUAUUUAUCUUCUCAACCAAUUUUUAGCCUUCUUAACACCCAAAUUUGAUGUCUCGCUGCAGCAAGAUGAGGAAAACAAUGAAUUAGAGGCUGGCGAGAGAGCUGACGAGUUCAGGCCCUUCAUAAGAAGAUUGCCUGAGUUUAAAUUCUGGCAUAACUCCGUAAGGGCUGUCUGUCUUUGUUCAGUCCUAACGUUGUUCCGCGUUUUUGAUAUCCCAGUUUUUUGGCCUAUUUUGGUUGUAUAUUUUGUCUUGUUAUUUGCGCUAACCAUGAGGCGGCAGAUUCAACACAUGAUUAAGUAUAGGUACAUCCCAUUGGACAUUGGCAAGAAGAGAUACCGCUCUAGAGACUGA